CCUGCCCUCUUUUCUCUUUAAAUCCAGCUUAGUCAUCUUUUACUGACAUCUGUGGUACGGUGGUUAGAGUCACCAUUUUUGCACUUGCAAAAUGUGAGAUAGAUUCCCAAAUGAGGAAACUAAUUUAAGGAGUAUCUCCGUUAAAAAAGGCAGUUUGGACCAAGAUCUGUUUCCCCAUUGAUAAUGACCCUUUUUUUAAAUUCCAGAUGUUAGAAGUGACAAUUUGAACCAAUGAUCUUUGUUUUCCCACAGAUAAUGACGGUCUCCCUUCACAUCCUGAGCUGAGGUCUGUCCUGAGAUUGUGCCGAGAUCAGUUGUCAACAUGGCGACAACUGACGGCACUGACACGGCCCUGUCUGUGUGGGAGACGAUUGGCAACAUGACGCCUUUUCCCUAUCUCCUGUUUUUUCUUGAGGGAACCUUUGAGCUCUUCCUUGACCGCUCAGUGCUGGUCAUUCUGUCUUUCCUGGUGGGUGUGGCCAUGACACUGGUGGUCCAGGCUCUGUUCUUACGUCACCUGUAUGGCCACAGUCCCACCCUCCCGCCACCCGUACUGGAGCAGAGACCUGUACAGCUGCCUGAGGUCCUCAAGAACCGUCUCAACCAGCAGAGCCUGAAGCAGAAGGAGGAAUGUGUCUGGCUCAACUUCCUCUCGCAGUUUCUUUUCUCAGAGCUCAGAGAGUCGCUGCAUGUAAGAAGAUUCAUCACCAGAAAGAUCCAGACAGAGUUUGAAGAAGUUCUCAAAUCUCGGGGAGGCGUGUUGAUGGACGAAUUGUUUCUUCGAGACUUUGCCUUAGGAAAUAAGUUCCCGGUUGUGAUGGGCCUGUCGGUGGAGAGUUCUGAGGUCAAGGACGAUGUGGUACAGACGCUGGACCUCAAGGCCCGUGUGGUGUACGAUGGAGGUUUCCAGAUCGCCAUCGACGCAGCCCUUCCAUUUGGCCGCAUGGCCUUUGUGUCUGUCAAGGUCAUGAAAAUCCGCGGCCUGAUGCGCUUCCAGUUUACCCUUCUGCCGUUCAGCCACUGGUCCAUGUCCUUUUACGAGGAGCCUGAGGUAGAGCUGGACGUUACAGCACAGCUGGACGGUCACCCUAUGCCAAAACUGAAGAACAUCAUUGCCAAUCAGAUCAAGAGAAUCAUCCGUAAGAAACACACACUGCCCAUGUACAAGAUGCGGUUCAAGCCGUUCUUCCUGCCGAGGCCGGAGGGGGGCAGGCCAGGCCGCUGCAAAGUCCAGGUGGACGGGACGGAGGUUGGUCGUGGGGUGUUGGAGGUCACCGUUGUCUCAGCCUCGCGCCUGCCUAUUGUCAUGAAGGGGGCUCAGAUGUACUGUACACUGUCUGUGGAUGCAUUGCCAUGGCGACAGAUGGUGGCAGAGCAGAGGAAGCAGAAGACAGUUCUAGUCCUGGAGAUGGUGAAAAAGCCGUCAGACCUCAGUCUGGGACUCACUGUGAAAGAUGAAUUUCUGGGUGACCGUUUGAAUCCUGCAGUUGUGGUGGAACAGGUCUUGGUGGGGUCACCCGGUCAUAUGGCUGGCAUACGGGAGGGAGACAUUCUUUUAGCUGUGGCAGAGACAAAAGUGAGCUGUGCAAAGCAGGCCACAAAAACCUUAAAGGCAGCCAAGGACAAGAUCCAAGUCCAGAUUGAACGUGAAAGUAAUGGUGAAAAAACUCCAUCUGUGAACGAAGAGGAUAUUAUGUCAACGUCUAGUGGCAGUCUGUCUGAACUGAUGAACCAGCAGUCACAGAGUUCCGAGUCAGAGGUCACGACGACCUCUGGAGGGGUCACCACCAGUGCAUCUGCUGACCUGGAUUCUGACCCAUCUCUCAUUUCUGCGCCAAAGUCGUCAACCUCCAGUGCCAAGGGUACCAAUGUGAGGAAGACCAGGAUGAGGGAGGCAUCUGAAAGCCCUCACUGGGGCCAGAAGUUUGUGUUCUCAGUGGUUCCAAGCACGCGCUACCUCAACGUGUGUGUGUGGAGCUGUGGGGGUGACCGUGCGGGCAAGACUCAAGUGAUGGGGGCCUCAAAGAGGGACGUGCUGGUCGGAUAUGCGAGCCUUGACCUUGACGACAUCUACUUACAUUGCCUGGUGACCUUGAAUGGUUCAGUGCGAGACAAGGUCAAGCUCAAGCACGGCCAUUACAAGACGGAGGCAGAGCUGGUCAAGCUGUGGUCAGUCCACAAAGGCUGGGAUCCGAACUUGAUGUAUGGCGACGUGCUACUGUCCUUCCACUUCCUCCCCUCCCACCUGAGCGUCCAGCAGCGACAGGCUAUGGCCAGCUGUAAGACCGGGCUGGUCUCUCUGGGUCAUCACCAGGAGGAGGAGGAGGUGGUCAAUGGACGGACAGAUCUGGACCUGGAGAAAUUGGCUGGUCAAGGGGCCCAAGUCCCAACAGAGCUCAGAAAAGAUCUGAAUGAGGGUCAUCAUCAGUUUGAUAGCACGACUUUUGUCACAGCAACGUUUUGUGACUAUUGUGGGAAAAAGAUUUGGAUGAAAGAGGCAUUCAAGUGUCGCUCCUGUCACAUGGUGUGCCACAAAAAGUGUUUAGUCAAGUGUUUGGUCAACACUUUCUGUACAGAGGAUGGAGUGAGGAAAAGAGGAGCGAGAGAUGAACCUUGGCAGCCGCUUACUGCCCCAGGCAGAACAAAAACUUCAGCCGUGGAGGAGACAGGGAAGAGAGGUUCUUCAACGUCGCAAGCACCGUCUGAAGAAUAUGUGAACAUAGAGGAUGAGGCUGCCAAUCAGGAAGGAGGUGUUGUUGAAGCAAACAGUGUGCUGGGCACCCUAGGUGAGGACGAGCUGCCCACUUCUAUCAGUGCCACUGAGAACAAGAGUAACUCCCAGACCAGCACCAGCGGUAGUCGCUUCCAGUUGCUACGCGACCAGACGGAACGUAUGAAGGAGAAUGUUGUCAGACAUCUCCGUAAGGCCAAGGUACAGUCGGCCGGCCUCAGCGACAAGGCCAUUGUGGCCGCCAAGGACACAGGGGGCCGACUGUUCUUUGAAAUGGACCCCAUACUACGCAAGGAUAAACUGGAGGAGUUGCUGGAAAAGCUGGACGAGCAGCUGAAGGAGGAGAUGGCCAACAAGGAAGGGAUCGACGAGGAACUACAUCUGUUAGAACAGUCAGAGCCAACCAACCCACGCUACAAGUCCGAGGUUCGAGCACUGAACAACCGGGCCGUCAAGUCUGUGGAGAAGCAGGAUGCCAUGAGGCUGCUGAUGUUACAGUACUGCUCGGGUCUACAGAACUGUUUGGCUUCUCUGGAGCAGGAGGAAGGAGAGGAAGUGGUGGUGGGAGAGGGGGUGGAUGGUGUUGUCAGACGAGGAGGGGAGCAAGAGGAAGGUUUUAGUGUGGUCAGAGGGAGAGAUAUGGAAGAGAGUUUGGAUGUAAUCAAAGGAGGAGGAGUGAGGGACAAGGAAGGGGAGGGUAAGAUGGACGUGGUUUUGAGAGAGUCUCGGGCUUCAGCUGUGGGUGGAUUUGUUCGGCGAGCGAGUUCGUCUGUGAAAGAGAAGAUGUCUUCUCUGAAGAAAGAUUUUGUUCGUAAGGGGCUUAAGGGUUUGGAGGAGAGAGGGGAAUCCCCUCCCAGGUCCUCUCCUCUCUCUAUCAACAACAGCCGUGGUAGAGUGGGAGGGAGCUUUGUGGAAGAAGGAGGAGGUUUGUGGAAGACGAAGCAAAGAGGGAUUGGGGAUGGGCAGUCAGGGGAAGAAGGAGGGAGUGAGAAAGGGGAAGAUCUCAGAAGGAAUCUACGCAGUAGGAGUGAGGGUGCUGUUCACGGCGUUGCGCGCUCUGUUGAUGCGGUGACGAUGAAUGAUGCGGAAAAGACCUCAUAUCUCCACAGUCUGUUGAGGGGUGGGGACGUCCCUAUUCUGGACGUGGCUCGGCACGGUGACUACCUGAUGCCUGCAGCGCCAGCUGUCAGUGGAGACAACAACACACACGUUCGGCGAAAAUCCGACAUCCAGAUCAGAGUGGAUGAUGUUGACAAAGAGACAAGUGUUCCUGUGGGAGACAAUGAAGUUGCAGAUAGUAAUGAGAGCAACAAUGAUCCUCGCAGGCUUACUCGCGGCGACUCCCGAAUGUCAAGGUCAUGCUCUGAUUCGGGCCUGGAGAUGGGCAAGAUGAUGACCUUGAGCCCGGAGGACAUCUUGCGUUACCAUAGCAACUCGUUGCCCAAAGUUCUGGGCGGAUUUGAUGAGUCGGAUUCUGAGUCAGACUUUCUGGUCAUUGAUUCAAGUGAUGAGCCCGUGGUCACUGAUAGCUCAGAGGAGGAGGAUGGGGAGGCGGAGGGAAACGGUUUGGGGGUGGAAAUACGCACUAAGACUGGUGGGUGUGGUCAGAGAGAUGGUGAUGGUGAUGACCGAGGGGAUCGGAACGAUGAGGGGAAGGGGCAGCAUCGCAACCACUUACAACGGCUGCAGUCGUUUCAGGUGUGAUUACAGCUUCAGCUGCUGUGAAAUGACAUUGACAGCUGCAGUUGUGCGAUGAAAACAGCAUCAGUUGUUUGUGAUGAUGACAGCUGCAGCUGUGUGAUGAGGACAGCUGCAGUUCUUUCUAGUGUAAUAGGGGAAAGGGGGGAGGGGCAGUAUCGCAACCACUUACAACAGUGGCAGGCUGCAGUCGUUUUAGUUGUGAAAUCAUCAGCUGUAUUGCUGUAGUUGUCAAAAACGGCUGCAGCCAUUUCAAGUGUGAUGAUAGCUGUACUGCUAAAAGUCCCUCUGAGCCUUUCCUUUAGAGAUGUCUGUGAUGAUCACAACAGCAGCUGUUUUUUUCUAGUUCGAGGAUUACAACACCUGUAGGGAUCAUUACAACAGGUGCUGUUGCUGUUGUUUCUAGUUGGUUGACUACAACAGCUGCUGUUGUUUCUAGUCGAAUGACUGCAACAGCUGUAGCUGUUUCUUGUUGGAUGAUUACAACAUGUGUACUGCCUAUUUUUAUUCCCAACAAUUUCGAGAUAAAGAGGAUUUUAGUCUGUGCAACCAUUGAAAAAUGUUCUUCGGAAAUUUGAAAUCUAAUUUGCUCAUUAACUAGUCACAGUUUCACUUUGAUUUUUUUUAAGACUAGAAGGAUAACUGAUCAGGCUUUCGACUUAGCAAAUUAAAAAAUUUGUUUUGUCAGCUUACGGCAAUGUAGGGAUCAUUACAGCAGAUCAAUGGGAUCUCUACAGCAGAUCAAUGGGAUCAUUACAGCAGAUGAAACUUGUUUCUAGUGGGAUGAUUUCAACAGCUGUAUCUGUUUCUAGUGGGAUGAUUCCAACAGCUGUAACUGUUUCUAGUUGAAUGAUUACAAGAGCUGCAGUGGUUUCAACAGUUGUGAUUUCUCGGAGUUUUACCUAUAUGAAGACAUUACAUCAUGGAUAUUCUUAAAUGACCUAAAAGUGUUGAUAGGGGCAUUAAAACCCUAUACCAUUUCACCAUCACCAUCAUUGGGAUAAACUUCUCACAUAGAUUAUGAAUUCUUAACUUGGUUAGAGUGUGUUACUGGUAGGUGUGUAUUCAUUGUGACUUAAGGUUUAAUGUUGGUGCAUUUUGGUCACAAGGGGACCAACUCAUAGCUGGACUGUUGUGAACGGCACUGGUUCAAAUCCCCAAAUGGAUAUUCUUGAACUUGUAUUGUGGAGAAAAUUUUUGAAGUCCUCCACUCAUUUGUUGUAGCAGAGAUUGACGUUAAAGUCAGAGUUUCCCCUUCUAUGUAACUAAACAGUGUUGAAAGCAGAGUUGAACCUAUCCAAAAGCAGGUGGAGGGUUCCAUUGCAAUACACACUACAGGCCAAAUCUGGGCAUUUCUGGAAAACCCUGUACAUUCCAUAAUCUUAUGAUAUGUACUGCUGUGAGAAUUUUUAUUUUCCCUCAAAAACACCGUAGCCCUUGAUAUUUAGUAUGAUAAAAGUGCUUUUCUUUCAUACUUUUUGUUUUUUGUGGUACUGUCCGUUCUGUGACAGCUAGGCUCUUUUUAGUCUGAGUGAUUUCCUAUUCGGGAAGUUUCUUAUCCAGUAUCUCUGCAUCUGCUGUCUGCUGGUUGUGUUUUAUCUUACUCGGCCUAGGUUUUCACUAGCAGGUAACGCUUUAGAAAGCUGCCUCCUAGAUUAUCUAUUUUGUGUCAAAGUGAGCGUAAAACUUUUAUCAUGAGUUAGAUAAAUGAUUCAUUAGUACAGCAUUACCGUCUACUAAUUGUGACUUUAUGUUGGUAUAGUUGUCAGGAAAGGGACCAACUCCACCGUAUUUUACGCAAGUGAGAACUGCUUGAAAAAUUGUUGGUACAAUGCACAAACAGGACAUUUUAUUUAUGGUGUCGUUUCUUCACUAUGACGUAAAUAUUGUUUGUUUUCUUGAAGAUGAAGCAAACCAUGUUAAUGGGGGUUUUUUUGUUCCAGCUUUGAUGAAUUUGAUGUAGCCUGUUUAAGUUCUGUUGCAAAUUAUUGGCAUGUGUGGUGUAGCGAGUAGGCUCUUGGUAAAUGCAUGUGAAAGAGGUGAGUUCUUUUGCAGUGUGAGGAGAAUUUCUAUCGGUAUCACUGCUUUCCUGCUGAGAGAUUGUAUCCUUAUCAGCCUGGGCUGGCAUUG
Aplysia californica (California sea hare) is the source of this 6559-nucleotide messenger RNA. Its product is annotated as PDZ domain-containing protein 8. Gene Ontology annotation, cellular component: mitochondria-associated endoplasmic reticulum membrane contact site. The record is from RefSeq and is a predicted model, not a curated record. Gene Ontology annotation, biological process: mitochondrial calcium ion homeostasis. NCBI's taxonomy places the organism in Eukaryota, Metazoa, Mollusca, Gastropoda, Aplysiida, Aplysiidae. Bases 323 to 4435 code for a protein of 1370 amino acids. Gene Ontology annotation, molecular function: lipid binding; protein binding. The transcript is spliced from 24 exons.